Schistocerca serialis cubense is the source of this 492-nucleotide messenger RNA. Its product is annotated as inverted formin-2-like. Lineage: Eukaryota; Metazoa; Arthropoda; Insecta; Orthoptera; Acrididae. The record is from RefSeq and is a predicted model, not a curated record. The transcript has 4 exons. Gene Ontology annotation, biological process: cellular component organization. The coding region runs from base 1 to 492 and encodes 163 amino acids. Gene Ontology annotation, molecular function: actin binding.
AUGAGGGCUAUUAUAUGUUACACAGAUGAAAAAUGCAUAAAAUUUAGUUGCAGGCCGCAGAAGAAGACGACGACGCUAACCCAGGUUACUCAUGAUCAACAACAUGGAUUUGAUGUAUUAGUGAGUGAACUUCAUAACACAGAAAAUGUCGAAUAUCAGACAAGGCUGCUUUCUUUCAUCAACUGUCUAACACUGGGCUGCCACAAUGUCCACAAGCGUGUGCAGAUCAGGAAUGAAUUUCUUGGUCGUGGGCUUGGACCAAUCCUGAGUUCACUAAGUGCAACUGAUGAUAAGGAGCUACAUAUGCAAGUUUCGGCAUUCAUUGAUUACCAACACAGAGAUGAGAUGGAACUAGAAUCAACAAAACAACUAACUCAUCAUCAGUUGUUUGAAACAAUAUUCAAAAAGAUAGCAGAUACACCACAUGCUGUCAGGUUCCACUCCAUGCUACAAAAGCUUGCACAGCUAGAUCCAACAAAUCCAAAUGUGUAA